UGGAGUCAGCGCUAUAAUGAUCAAAUUUGUAAUGACCUCAUUGUACAGGAGAGUGGCGCCUAGUCCGAGAGGUUUGUGUGGUCAUAGAUUACAUGAUGAGUGCCUCAACUCCGAGUGGUUUUGAUCGCUUUAUGACAAUUUUCUCACCCGAGGGGCGACUUUAUCAAGUAGAAUACACUUUUAAGGCUAUCAGUCUUGAUGGUCACUUAUCCGUGGGUGUGCGCGGCAACGACUGCGCGGUUGUUGCUGCACAACUGAAGCUUCCAGAUAAAUUAAUCGACCGAAGGUCUAUGACACGCAUAUUUCGUCUUACAGAUUCUACUGGGUGCAUCAUGACUGGUAUGGCACCAGAUUGUCGCGCCCAAGUACAACGAGCCAGAUAUGAGGCUGCAACAUUCAAACACAAGUUUGGUUAUGAGGUCCCCUGUGACGUGCUGUUACACAGAAUCGGUGAAAUCAACCAAGUAUAUACACAAUCCGCCGAAAUGAGACCACUUGGUUGUGCCAUGUUGGCUAUUUCUUAUGAUGAAGAACUCGGGAAACCUCAACUAUACAAAUCUGAUCCUAGUGGAUUUGUUGCUGGACAUCGAGCGGUCGCUGUUGGUGACAAGCAAACCGAAGCUAUGCGUCAUUUGGAAAAUGAGGUAUACCCAUUUUCUACAGGUCAAUAUCCCUGUGGUUCAUAUAUUUAGUGUGACAACCUUCCAAACUUAUAUUUCAUGUUAGAUGUUAAGUAGAUUAAGUCUUUAUUGUUAAAGACGACUGUUUUCGUUCAUCAUCUCGCAAUAACGACUUGCUAAGUACAUGUAGAUCGUAUAAAUCGGCAUGAAACCACCCACUAAGCGUGUCUAACCAGCUUUUGCUCCAAGUAUACAAAAAUAUAUUAGAUACUCUUAAUUGUCGUAAGUUUGUUAUUUAUUUUGUACUAUUUUGAGGCACGUAUGAGUAUGUUUCAUCCACCUAAGCCACGUGAAUCAUACAGAUCAGUGCCACAGGAUAUUAAAAAAAUUCGGUGAAACUCUAAUUUAUGGACGACCUUUGAACGAAUUUUUAAGGGACCUUGAGGACAUUAGCCAAUCAGAAGAGAGUUAGUAUAAAGUAAAAAUAUAUUAUAAAAGAGUGAUGAAUUACAAUGGAUAUUCUUCUUUUACAUUAUUUGAGAGCUUGUUGAGGUUUGAUAUAGGUUCAGAAGUUUUGAAAUCAUAGUGCACGCGGUAUAAGAACUCGUCCAUAUGACUCUAUAAUAAUCGUCCUCUGGAGCCGUGGUAGGGUUUUAAAGAAUACUUCAGCCUAGACCACAUGCCCUCAAUGUUGUUUGUAUGGACCCCCCGUCGUUGGAUCAAAGAAAAGACGUUUGUACACCACAACAUAAUGCACAAAACCAAGUCUGGAGAGGCAUCUAUACGCUUUCCAAAAAUCGGUAUAACCGCAGCUAAUGUUACUGGAGACUUUAUGAUCCAAUUUGCAACGAUUAUCAUGGUUUGUCUUAGCCUUAGCCGUGACCGGGUAAAAAAGUGACAGUUCGAGCAGAUUUUUUUCUACAACAUAUAGUACAACGAAAUACAGUGUCAUCGCGGCAGUCUGCACAUCGUGCUGCGGUCAUUUAAUUGCCGCAGUCACAGACACAGGAACUUCCUAAUAGUCCCAUCUGCUGUAGUCUCUCAACGAUCACCUAUUCUUUAAAAUCUGCUGUAAAACGAUCGAAUGUGAGCAUCUCGCACUGAACUUAGCGCCAUGACCUUGAAAUUCCUUAGACGCUUCUGAUUGGCUCGUCCAUAAAUUAGAGUCCUACCAAAAAUUCAUAGUUUAUUUAGUAUUCAGUAGCACGAACAUAAUUUCUUACCAUAAUAUUAUAAGCCCUCGAAUAAUUGCUGUGUCAAUCCAAGCGCGUGAAAACUGUCCGUCUGCUGGUGUUUAUUGGUUAACAAUCGAAUCGAAAUUAGCGACCAGGGCUUUAUUUCGAGUUUUAUUGCUGAUGCCAGCCAGUUACAGUCGUGGUACGUCACUCUCAAGAUUUCUUGGCAAAUACUUGUUUGAGAUGUUAAGCUAUAAAGUUUUGAGUUAUUUACAGAUAUUAUGACCUUACCUGUAUUCAGCUUCUUUUUUAGGAGUUUCGGAAAGAUCGACGAGACUAAAGUUUGAGGGAUUUUGAGAAGACUGGUCGUAUAGUCAAGUCUAAUGCUUGUCCUAUAUUACGUGUCU
Messenger RNA from Schistosoma bovis, 2202 nucleotides. NCBI's taxonomy places the organism in Eukaryota, Metazoa, Platyhelminthes, Trematoda, Strigeidida, Schistosomatidae. The record is from the annotation of a GenBank genome assembly.